ACAAACCUCCUCUUCUCUUCUCUUUUCCAACACUCUUGCUUCUUCAAACUUCAAACUCCAUUCCUUCUCUCUCUCUAUCUUUUCAACUCAUUUCUUAAGAAACAUCAAAUGCUUUUUUUAUUUAUUUGAUAUUUCUUCUUCAGGUCAUUUUCAAGUUCCCAUCUUUUCAAUGGCGGAUAGUUUUUACUGUACAGAGAAUGCCAAUAUUUGUUUUGAUGAAAAUAAUGAAUUUGAUGAACGAUGCUCAAUUUCUCUGCCCCAUCGAAGAACCCGUGAACCGAAUGUUGAAUUUUUCGGAUCCGAAAAUUUUCUGGGCUCUUCUGUACUAGAGAGUGAAGAGAGAGUUAAAAGAAUGGUUGAGAAAGAGAUUGAGCAUUUACCAACUCAUGAUUAUCUUAAGAGAAUGCUCUCUGGGGAUUUGGAUUUGAAGUUUAGAAGAGAGGCUGUUGAUUGGAUUUGGAAGGCUCAUGCCCAUUACAGCUUUGGUCCUCUGAGUCUUUGUUUAUCUAUGAACUACUUGGACCGUUUCCUCUCAGUGUAUCAUUUGCCUAUGGAUAAAAGCUGGACUGUACAGCUGCUGUCAGUAGCUUGUAUGUCUUUAGCAGCAAAAAUGGAGGAGACAGAAGUUCCUCUUCCUAUAGAUUUACAGGUUGAGGAACCAAAGUUUGUGUUUGAAGCAAAAACCAUACAAAGAAUGGAACUUCUUGUUCUAAGUAGGUUGAAAUGGAAGAUGCAAGCCAUAACUCCAUUUUCUUUCAUUGAUUAUUUCCUCAGUAAGAUCAGUGUUGAGCAGCAGAACAUACCAAGCUUUUACUUCUCAAAAUCAUCACAACUCAUUCUGAGCACAAUUAAAGGCAUUGACUUCUUGGAAUUCAAGCCUUCUGAAAUUGCUUUGGCUGUGGCAAUUUCCAUUUCAAGAGAAUUUCAAACACCAGAUAUGAAUAAAGCAAUCCUUUCUUUUCCAUAUAUGGAGAAAGAAAGAGUGAUGAAGUGCAUUGAACUGAUUAGAGAUUUUUCAUUGAUUAGUAAUGUAUAUGGAAAUACAUUGGGUGGUGGUAAUGUUGGUUCAGUUCCUCAAAGCCCUGUUGGGGUUUUGGAUGCAGCUUGUUUGAGUUACAAAACAGAGGAAUUAUUAACCGCAGGUUCAUAUGGUAAUGGUAAUUCUUCUUCUUCUUCUUCUUCUUCUUCUCAUGACAGUCAAGACAGCAAGAGGAGGAGACAAGAUAGACCAUCAUCAAAUGAUGAUGAUACAAGUCCAUCCAGUCCUGUCAAAUGAGAGAACACACAAAAAAAAUUAAAAAAAAAUAAAAAUUUAGGUACGUUGAUAAGGAAUUAAAUUAGAGUGGUCAUUAGUUAGAAAUGGAAUUUUCCACAACAUUUCAUAUUCAUAAGUUUGAGAUAGAUAGAGUUUUAGAGUGAAAGAGAGCUAAAUUCACUUUUGUAAACAGAAUUUUACUGUAAAAGAAGCAGAGGAAGAAGAAUUAUGAAUAUGAAAGAGUAGAGGAGAUGUGUGAUGGUGUGGUGUGUGAUUUUGGAGUGAAUGAGUGAGUUCUUCUUUUUUUUUUUUUUUUUUUUAAUUUUUUUUUUGGAUUUAUUUUCCUUGGGGGUUUAAAUAAUUGAGUUAUUGUAUGGAAGGAGAGCAGAGAAGAACAGAACAGAACAGGGCAGUGGAAUUAUAUAUGUGUUUGUUUUUGGGGAUUGAGAAAGAGGGACCCACUUGGUCAAACUUCUCUAUGUUUUUGAGUGUAUGACCAGUCAACAUCUGGGAUGGAUUGAUCUGUAUCUGUAUCACUGUUAUGUAUAUAAUGAUUAUUAUUCAAAAAACAAAGAAAAAAAAAAAGAACAUUGGAAGUAUUGCAAAA
Messenger RNA from Cucumis melo (muskmelon), 1862 nucleotides. RefSeq names its product cyclin-D4-1-like. The transcript has 6 exons. Gene Ontology annotation, biological process: regulation of cyclin-dependent protein serine/threonine kinase activity; mitotic cell cycle phase transition. The record is from RefSeq and is a predicted model, not a curated record. Gene Ontology annotation, cellular component: cyclin-dependent protein kinase holoenzyme complex; cytoplasm; nucleus. Bases 170 to 1276 code for a protein of 368 amino acids. Lineage: Eukaryota; Viridiplantae; Streptophyta; Magnoliopsida; Cucurbitales; Cucurbitaceae. Gene Ontology annotation, molecular function: cyclin-dependent protein serine/threonine kinase regulator activity.